UUUACGUCGAAUUCUAUCCGUUGACUUGGGAAUUCUGCAGCGUGAUGCUUUACAAGCACAUGAAAUAUUUCAUCUACUUGAUAAGCUUCGUCUCGAUGCUGAUACAGCUGUAGACUCAGAGUCAAUGAGACGGUUGUUUGAUGUCACCCAAGCAGUUCUGAGGGUGAAGGAUAGCGAAGUAACUACUGCUUACGAGGAGCUGGAGAGAAUGGAGAGGGAAGGAGGAGCAGUGAAAGGAGACAAGAGGCAGAACGACGAAGUAGCAAGACUGAAAGAGACAGUGAAGCGGCAAGAACAACUACUACGAGAAAAGGCCUCAGGUAGUAUCAGGCGUGAUGUUCAAAUUGCCCAAGAAGAGACAGAGAUUUGGAGACGCCGAUAUGAGACGAUGGAACGUGAGUUGAGAGAAGUUGAGUCAAACAGCAACAGAACAAAGAGAGACAAUGAAAGGAUGAGUGAAGAAAUGCAUAGGCUACAAGAACGAAUUAAGUACUUGGAGAACGAGAAUAAACAGUUUCAUACUGAUGUCAGUGAUUAUCAACGGCAGCUACAGAGUCAGAGAGAGAGUCUCUUACAACAAAGAGAUAGCGAAGGUGCACACACAAGAGACAAAGAUUUAAGACUCAAGCAGUACAGAGAUAUGUUGGAUGAGUUGGAAGCAGCAAACUCAGACUUGCAACAGCAGACAAUCGAUUUGCAACAGAAGCUAUCUUUGGCAACUAAUGAUAUAAAUGAGACGACAGACCAACUGGAAAGAAUGAAGGCUGUUGUUUCUGAAAGUGAAGAGGAAAAUGUUCAUUUGUUGAAAGAGAAACAGUCACUUGAAGCGAAACUUAAAGAUGUCACAGAACAGCAAGAACUGCAAACUGUCAGCGAUGAGCAAGUGUUGGCUGUCGUGGAACAGAAAGCUCAGGAGUGGCAGAGAUUCCAAGACACAACCGAAGACAUCUAUUAUGAAAAGAGUUCAAUUUCUGAAGAUGCUGUAUUAGCUGCUAAAGAUGAAGAAUUGGAAAGGUGUCAGCAUCAGCUUGCUGAGUAUCAACAGAUUGAAUCUGCAGCUCGACUAGAUCAGGACAGAGCCUCUGUUGUUCAGUUAACAAGAGCUCUCAGAGAGAAAGACAACCAAGUGGAGACAUUGGAAGGGCAGCUGCAGUUGGCAUCUAAUGAUAUUAAUCGGCUUAGUGACGACAUCAGGAUUGAAAGGAACAGAAGCAAUGAAGAUGGUAGAGUGAAACAGUUACAGAGUGAGUUGCAACAAUUGGAGAAGGAGCUAAAUGAAGCAAAACUGGCUUGUAAUGAUGAGAAGGAACGUAGAGACAAUGCAGAAAGAAAUGUGAGCGAUAAAGAUAGAGAAUUGGCCGAGUUGUCUAAUAGAAUGAGUGAAUACGAACAAAAUCAUUAUGGUUUGUCUAAUGCAGUGCAAGAGAUCAAGGAAUGGAGGACAAGAGCUGCUGUAAGAGACAGCAAUAUCAACACUCUGACAAGCCAAGUGAAUGAAUUAGAAAGUCAGUUGAAUGAACUUCAUGAUGAGAAUGAUGCAUUGCGACAAAAAUUUGGAAUUGAGCUUGAUCAGUCAGUUGAUUUGUCUCAGUAUCGAUACAGACGCAAUGUGGAGGUGGAGCAACAGAAGGCAGUUAAUCGAGUGUUAAAGAAAGAAAUCGAAAGGCUGGAAGAAGAACGACAGAAAAUGAAAAGCCAGCUCAUCAAACAAGCUAUGCAUCGAGGAGAACGAGCCGUCCAAUUGGGUCUAAAUACUGAGGACCUUGUGACAGUAGAAGAGUUGGCAGCAGUCUCUGGUUCGAAGGAGUGGGGAGAAAGUGAAUGGAGGAUGGAGAAGAGACGGCUGGAAAGUGAAAUGAGUGAAAUGAGAAUGAAAGUUGCAGAUGGAGAAAAGCAGAUCGAAGCUAUUCACAACAAGAUGGCCACCUUGAAUUUGCAACUUGUGGAUGCACGAGAGAAAAACAAAAAUAUGUUUGUUGCAUUCCAGGAGCUCAGUGAAAUGAUUAAGGUGACUAAUAAACAAUCAAGUAGUGGCAAUUUGCCUCAGAUUAUCGAAUGUCCAUCUCUUGAUUCUCUGCUUUCAAUGUUCAAUCUAUUAACAGAUCCAUCCAGUAGUGGGAUGAAAGUACAGUGGACUGCCCAAGUAGAACAUAUGUCGGGAAGAAAUGAAGAACUAAGGAGUCAAUUGGUGUCUUGUCGAGAGGAAACAUCGCAAGCCAUUAAAGAAAAUCAAAGACUACAAGUAGAACUGGACACAGUUACAAGAGAGAACAAAGUAUUAAGGGCAGCAGGUUCAGCAGCCGCUGUUUUGCAACCACUGUCUUUACCUUCUCAGGUACCCAGCACUCACACUGAAUUGGUAGGGAGUUUAAAUGAACAGUUGAUAGCUGUGUUGCACUCUCUGUCAAUGAAAGAAGAGCUGUCAUGUCUAAUGGAAAACGAACUAGAAGCAAUGAAGAGAAAAUUUAGUGUUGUAGUACAUCAACAAGGCAUUCUUUAUCAACAGUAUUGUGAGAAAGUGGAGGAAGCUACUGAAAACGUAAAGAAAUUGCAAACUGAGAAGACAAAGCUUGAAGAACUGCGCCAACAAGACAGCAUUAAACUAAGUGAAUUGCAGAGGUUAGCAGACUCGUUGUCAUCUACACCAGAUGAUCAAAGCAAAAGACUCAGAGAAGCAACUCGAAAGCUUACUAUACUGAAGUUGAAUAAGAAAGCACUAACUCGACAUCUUGCUGCAACGCAAGAAAAUGAGGAGUCAUUGAGAAUUGAGAACAAGAAGCUUAAAGCAGACAUGAUAACUUUAGAAACAUCAAUCACUGAACGUCUAGGGUUUUUGCAGAGGUACAAAGAAAAAGCUCAGUUCCAACUGUCUGUCUUACAGACUACUCUCAGGGACAGUGUUCCUCGACAUGAAGUAGAACUGACAAAUAGACAAUAUGUUGAACUGAUGGAGAAAUACAGAGACUUGCUGCAGAAAGAAAGUUUGUUGGUUGAAAGAGACAGAGAAAUGGAGAAGAUGAGAGUGGAAAUUGAUCAAACACGCAACGAGAGUCAGCAAUUGAAGAGUGAGCUUCAAGGAGAAAAAGAACGAGCAAGAACUGCUGAGCAAGCCUUGCAGCGUGUCACUGCCAAUACCGACAGCAAGUCAGAUAGAACAGAGGAUGAGGCUUCAUAUGCUCAACAACUGGCUAUUUUAGAGAUGAAGGAAUUGAAUGAACAACAGAAAGCUGAACACGCUGUCAAACAACUGGAAUUGCUGAAGCAACACAUUAAUCAGUUAGAACAAAGAAAUGGACAGCUGGAAGACAAAUUUAGUGAGCUGGCACGUGUUAAUUUGCAUUGCCAAAGAAGUGAACAAAUGCUGAGAGAAGAACUAUCUCAUGCUGUCACUCAAGCUCAACAUGAAUCAGUUGUAGAAUCACUUAAAAACGCAAGAGAAACACUUCUUACACAGAAACUGGAAAUAAAUGAAUUAAAAGAAGUAAGUGAGGUGGCAGCACAUCAGAAUAGAGCUUUAGAGGCAUUGCAGCAAUCUCAAGAAAAGGAACUUUUCAGUUUGAGAAACCAACUGAGAGAUGGUCAGAGUCAGAGUGAUGAGAAAGCUGUCAUUGGAAAGCUUCAUAGACAUAUUGUUCAACUUCAGGUGAGUGAAAGUACGGCUGUAAGGAAAUUAGAGGCUGCACAAACUAGAGUAUUAAAACUAGAGGCUGCACUACUCCGAUUGGAUCAACAAUGUGUUGAGAAAGAUGAAGAAAUCUAUAGAAGCAAGCUAAUGGCACGAAAUAGAGUAAAUCGGCUCCUGAACACAAUACAAGAGCUUAGGAAGAGAUUUAGUGGAGCAUUGCCAAUAGCAGAGCAGGAGAGGUUUGCCAACACUGUCAGAAAAUUGGAAGAGAGUAGAGUAAUGGCUGAGAAGGAAAGAAAGGCGGCACAGAAGGAGAAAAUGGCAGCUGAUGACAGACUAGCAGAGAUCAAAGUAAAAGAGCAAGAUUUGAAUGAGUUGGUUGAUGCACUGAAAUCAGGGCAGGGAUCAGCACGAGUAGUUGAAUGGCAUGAUAAAAUGAGUGAAAUGAGAUUAGACAAUUUGCAGCUGAAGAGAGCUGUAGACAGGCAACAAGAGAGGAUAAAACAAGUUGAGGACAUGUUGGUAAAGCGAGAAGAAACUAUUAGUGAUCUGCAGGAGCGCUUGUCAUGUGCAUUAAGGGACCAGGAAGAGAGGGAUCUACAGUGGGAAGAACGAGAAAGUGCACUAGAAAAGAUGGUAGAAAAGCUUAACCAGCAGCAAGAAGACAUGGCAAAUGCAGCUAUUGAGGUGGAGCGAGCAUCUAAUUCACUGCCUGAUCCUACACUACCAUUAGCUAAUCAAUUGGAACAUGCUGUUAGUAAGCUGAAAGAGUAUGCCAAGCUGAAGGUAAAGAACAAACAGGAAAUGGACGAGUUGAAACAAAAGUCACAAGAAUUACAAGAACAGAUAAAUGAGGGCACAGGCGUUUUGUUACAGAAAGAUAAGAUUAUUACUGAAUUGCGACUUAGAGUAUCAGGACAGCCACCAACUUCUCUUGUAGAAACAGCAGAGGAUAAGUCAAUGAAGAAGGCCUUGACAGCUGCUCAAGACACCAUAUCUGAUCUUCAGUCCUUGGUCAAUCAGAAAGAAACUGCUUUAGCAAAGUAUCAAUCUAUUUUGGAACAAACGAGGCAAGAUGCAAAACGUCAGGCAGACAUUCAUGAAUCAGAGGUCUUUCAACUUCACCAGAAGAUUCAUAUGAAUUCUGAAGACAAUUUUGGAAAGCUGAAACAGGCAGCUCUGGAUGCAGCUUGUAUUCCUCAGCCAGUUCUACCGACAGACAAACAACUGGCUCGCUUGUCUGAGCUGGAAGAGCUGCUUGCUGAACAAGAUAAUGUCAACUCAGCUUUGUCUGAAAAGCUGAGAAAAUCUAAACAAGAGACGUCAUCUGUGAAAAGUGAAAUGGACCAACUAUUGACUGCAGUGCAAGGUGAGAAGGCCUCUUUAGAAGAAUCACUGAGUACCCAGAUAAAGCGCCUUGUUGAUGAGAAAGAACAACUGGAAAAGAGACUAAAGGAACACAGUGACGAGCUGUCAAUUCUGAAAGGAGAGCUGUCAGCUGCACAAGAAGCAGCAACACAAGCACCUUCUAGAACUUUACGAACUCUAGUGGAACAGCUAAGGAACCAACUGGCCUUAAAGGAAAAGCAAAACAAGUCUUUGAGUCAGGCACUCUUGCAGCUAAGGGCUGAUCUUGUGGCAACUGCCCAACACAGUGCUGAGACAAGAGCUAAUGAAGUUCUGGAAAGCAUUAACAUUCAACAGGUGAUUGAUACUCAAACAAGUGAACUACAACAACGAAUACAAGAGCUGCAGACAAGACUUGAUAAACUUCGAACAGAAUUAAAACAGGGGAAGGACUCUGAAUCUUCACUCAGCUGUCGAGUUGAAAGUUUGCUUGAGCAAAUCAAACGAAAAGAUAACACAAUAGAGAAAUUGACCCGUGAAGUAAGCAGACUUCAGCAGUUCAGCAACCAACUACAUGCAAGAGAACAUAGCUUGAUGAAAGAAGACACUCAAAUGAUGUCUGCAGGCAAACAUUCAUCUUCUGAGACUGAAAAAUUAAGGAAUCAAAUCAAGCUCCUUAAGUCAAAACUUGACAAACAAGACCAGCUGUUGAAGGAACACAAAGAGAGCAUGGAAAAAUCAUCAUGUGUAAUGGCUUCUCGUAGUGGGCCAUCAAAAAGUCAGGAGGAGGUAAUUCGAUGGGAUGAGAACAAGAAAUGGCAAAAAAGAGUAGAAUCUUUGAAGACCAAAGUUUCAGACAAAACGAGAGAGUGUGAAUCGUUAGCCAAACAGGUAACUGCUUUGAAGGACACCAUAACACGUUUGGAACGAGAUCGUUCUUUGUCACAGACUCAAACAACUCAUAGUACAGAAGCAACAGAGCAACAUUCGUGGAAAACACAGCAGCUGAAAACUGAGAUCUUCCAUUUGACAGAACAAGUUGCUUCCUUGCAACACCAAUUGAAAAUGGGACCGCAGGUUGAGACAGAGUAUUUGCAAACUACUAACCAACAGCUGAUCAACACUGUUCAUGCUCUUGAAUCUCAGCUUAAGGAGAUGUCAGGUGACGGUGAAUCAACUAGUAUUCAGUUUAAUGCAUUACACAAACACCAGCAAGAACUAGAAGACAAAGUUUUGGUGCUGGAGAAGGACAACAUCCAGCUGCAGCUAGAACUAGAAAAUGCACAUGCCACGGUUCCUCGACUGCAGAGUCGUGUAGCUGAUCUGGAGCAGUAUUUCAGUCAUUUAGCUGCUGAGACCAGCUCUAGUCACCAGUCCACCAGUGGAAGAAAUCGCAUCAGUGAGCUUGAGAAUGUCGUGGCUGCUUUGAAGCGAGUUGUUGAGAAGCAGCAGAGUGAAAAUGAGAGCUUGCGAAGGUCUCGUCCAUCAAGCAAGUACAGUCAAAGCUCACUUGCAUCAGAAAACAAAAAACUUAAAGAAGAACUACGAGUGCUGAAGACUAGCAGCACCAAGGAUGGUGGCAGUACUCGUCUUUUUAAUUCAUCAAAACUGAUUGCAGAAAAUGAUCGGUUGAGGCAAGAGCUGAAACAAGAAAUUGAGAGAGCUGAGAAACUUGAUAUAAACAAAGCGAAGUUAGAGGUGACUACUAGACAGUUGAAGAAACAGCUGGAUGAGCUGCACAAGGAAAAGUCUUUAACUGAUCAAGAACCACAUUUCAAGAUAGCAGAAAAGCUGCGAAUGCUGCAAGCAGAAUUAGAGAGAAAGAAUGGAAUGUUACAAGAGGUGAAAAGACACGUUCGCACUGCUGCAGAACGAGAGAAGGAAUGGGUGAAAAAGCAAGCAGAGCUAGAAGAACAGGUAUCUCUAUUGCAACGUUUCUCAGAGGGGGGUGUUUCACUUACACAACUUUCUCAACAGCUAGCGGCUGCAAGACAGCAAGUGGCAAGCUAUGAGGAGGAACGUUUAAAUUUGAUAACCGAAAUGGCUCAACUCAAACAGCGGAACAAAUCUCCAUUGACAAUGACUGAAAAUGAACAGUUGAGUGAAUUACAAGCUGAACGAGACAGACUAAGAGAUGAAAACCAACAGUUGCGAGAAGAGCUCAAGCCGUUUGAUCCAGCUUUCUUUGAAGAAAUUGAAGAUCUCAAGUUUCACUGCAAACAAGCAGUUGAAAAGAAUGCCCACUACGAAGAACAACUUGCCAUUCUAUCUCGGCAAUUUGGAAUUGCCAUUGACAUUCCUCGUCACACUGACACAGUUUAGUGACAAUAAUCAUUAGACACAUUGACUGUAAAAAGUGCAAGUAGAACGGUUCUAUGAUAUUGUUAUACACUUGCUUACUAUACAUGGAAUUAGUGUACACUUGGUAACAUUUGGUGCUAGACUUGUCACAGUUUUGAUAUAUUAAUUAAAAGGCAUUCUAGAUAUCGAUGUUCUAGAUUACUGAGCUAAAAAAACUCUGAAAUU
This is a messenger RNA of Corticium candelabrum, 7498 nucleotides long. Its product is annotated as centrosomal protein of 290 kDa-like. Gene Ontology annotation, cellular component: ciliary transition zone; centriolar satellite. The record is from RefSeq and is a predicted model, not a curated record. The transcript is spliced from 34 exons. NCBI's taxonomy places the organism in Eukaryota, Metazoa, Porifera, Homoscleromorpha, Homosclerophorida, Plakinidae. Bases 125 to 7294 code for a protein of 2389 amino acids. Gene Ontology annotation, biological process: non-motile cilium assembly; ciliary transition zone assembly.